This is a messenger RNA of Cuculus canorus (common cuckoo), 17294 nucleotides long. RefSeq names its product potassium inwardly rectifying channel subfamily J member 11 (gene KCNJ11). Gene Ontology annotation, molecular function: ATP-activated inward rectifier potassium channel activity. The record is from RefSeq and is a predicted model, not a curated record. Gene Ontology annotation, biological process: potassium ion import across plasma membrane; regulation of monoatomic ion transmembrane transport. Gene Ontology annotation, cellular component: plasma membrane. The coding region runs from base 157 to 1350 and encodes 397 amino acids. The transcript has a single exon. NCBI's taxonomy places the organism in Eukaryota, Metazoa, Chordata, Aves, Cuculiformes, Cuculidae.
CGUGUCGGCGGGGGGGGAGGGGGCAGCGUCGGGACAGCGACACCGAAGCCGGGAGCGGGCGAGCCCGGCCCUGCACGCCGGGGCUCGGCCGCUCCCGGCCCCCGCCUUCGUCUCCACGGGGCGGUGCUGCUGGUCGGAGAGCGGCGGAGGGGAGCCAUGCUGUCAAGGAAAGGGAUCAUCCCCGAGGAGUACGUGCUGACCCGGCUGGCAGAGGAUGUGCCGGAUCACGCCCGGUACCGGGCACGGGAGAGGCGGGCGCGUUUCGUGGGGAAAAACGGUGCCUGCAACGUGGCUCAUAAAAACAUCCGGGAGCAAGGACGGUUCCUCCAGGACGUAUUCACCACCUUGGUGGACCUCAAGUGGCCGCACACCUUGCUUAUCUUCACCAUGUCCUUCCUCUGCAGCUGGCUGCUCUUCGGCAUGGUUUGGUGGCUCAUCGCCUUCGCCCAUGGAGACCUGGACCACAGCACACGGCUGCAGCGCGACCCCGGCGAGGCCGCCCCAGGUGCCUUCGUGCCCUGCGUGACCAGCAUCCACUCCUUCACCUCCGCCUUCCUCUUCUCCAUCGAGGUACAGGUGACCAUCGGCUUCGGGGGACGCAUGGUGACAGAGGAGUGCGCGGCCGCCAUCCUGGUGCUGAUCGUGCAGAACAUUGUGGGGCUGGUGAUCAACGCCAUCAUGCUGGGCUGCAUCUUCAUGAAGACCUCACAGGCCCACCGUCGAGCGGAGACCCUCAUCUUCAGCAAGCACGCAGUCAUCGCCUUGCGGGAGGGCAAGCUCUGCUUCAUGCUGCGAGUGGGUGACCUCCGGAAGAGCAUGAUCAUCAGCGCCACCAUACGUAUGCAGGUGGUGAAGAAGACCGCCAGCCUGGAGGGAGAGGUGGUGCCCCUCAACCAGAUCGACAUCCAGAUGGAGAACCCUGUGGGGGGCAACAGCAUCUUCCUCGUCUCCCCACUCAUCAUCUACCACGUGAUAGACAAGAACAGUCCCCUCUAUGAUAUCUCCCCUGUGAACCUUCACCACCACGAGGACCUGGAGAUCAUCGUCAUCUUGGAAGGGGUGGUGGAGACCACCGGCAUCACUACUCAAGCCAGAACAUCCUACCUGGCAGAUGAAAUCCUUUGGGGCCAAAGGUUUGUGCCUAUCGUGGCAGAGGAAGAUGGACGAUACUCUGUGGACUACUCUAAAUUUGGCAACACAGUGAAAGUGCCCACCCCUUCCUGCACUGCUAGGCAGCUGGAGGAGGACAAGAGCAUCAUGGACACCAUGCCAUUGUCCCCUAAAGGCACAAUAAGGAAGAGGUCUGUGAAGCUAAAGCCCAAGUUUACCAUAAGUGAUGAGCCUUCCUGAUGCCUUUUGACUAGGAAACUGUUAGGGCUUUGUAUUUGAAAGAUCUCAUAAACUCAAAACACUGAGGUGGCCUCUUUACUUUUUUUUAAAUUCAGGUUGGUAGCACAAGGUAUGUUCUGGUGUUAUUUAUUGUGUGAUAAAUCUAAAGCUAAUUAUAUUUUUUUAAAAGAGUGAGAGAUUCCGAGCAGCACUGGAAAUAGGAAAAUAAUGGUCUGCAGCUUUAAAUUUCAAUUCAAACUGUUCUAUUUAAUUGCACGAUCAUUUUGCAUUGAUUAAUCUGCAGGUAAUGACAUAUCUUCUCAAAAAAUAAAUGUAUGUUUAUCCUCAGAGAUCACAGCAUUUAGGAUCUUGCAGUGUUCUUAAGUCCGUAGUUUUUAACUGUUUUUUUUUCUAACUUAAACUAUAUAGCAAAAUAGUAAUAAUUAAUAAAGUAGACUGGAUUUAACUUAUAACAAAAAGGUCAGGCGAUGUUAUAUGUGACACAGGACCAUAUCUGGAAGUGCCUAUGUAUUAUACACUAUUUCUCAAAGAAAUUAACUGCCAGAUAUGCUUCAUCCAGAUGGUAUUGUAUGGAGCCACUCCUACCACAUGUAAUAUGAAAUGUAUUUGAGUAUUUACUUCUGUUUAUUUUAAAACCCCUUACACUUCUGAAAUAAAACAUCCAGGAAUACAGGUUUUUUGGACUAUACAUUUCUGAUAGUAAGCAAUGCUUUGUCUUUAAAAAGAGUAGAAGAUAGUAUAGGGCUGAAAUCAAUUAUGAAGAGGAAAAAAUCUGUAUUGCCUGAAAGAAAAGAAGCAGCAUCCUGCACACACACAGCGAGAUGGCAAUAGGACAGGCAGUAAAAAAUUAAUCUCUCCCGUAGAUCAGCAUGAAUUCGGUUAGAUAAUCAGUGAAUAUAAAUAGAUAUUUUGAAUGGAAGGGCAGUGCUGAAUGCUGAAAUUAUAUCUGCAUGCAGCAGGCAAAGUAUUUCAUUCCUUUCCCCUUUGUAAAAGAAGCCAAGGUUUUCGUGCUUAGGGAAAGGAAAGAUGUGUAGGACAGUGUGGUCACUUCUGGGAUGCUGUGUCACAAAAUAUACUCCUGCUGAGGAAACAACCUGACCUUCCUACACUGCCUGUGCCUGCCUUGGUUUUCAGACGCAUUCAAGGUCUGGCAAGCAUUUAUGGCAAACACGGAGGAGCCAUGUUCACCUCUCGGCUCCACAGUGACAAAAGGAGCAGUUCCCCUUAGCUCUCUCUGGCAAAUCCUCUAUCUGGGGAUACUAGUAACAAUAGCAAUUUUAUUUCUAUGCAGCGUUAUUAGGAGAUAGCAGUAGUAUUAACUACAGUGUGCUAUUAAUAUGGCAAACUGCCACUCAAGUAAAAAAAAUAAUAUUGUCCAAAUAAAUCUCACAUAAGCAUUACAGCAUUGAUCCAAAGCCUUGUUACACAUGCUGUGCCGAGAGGCACCAAGUUACUUUCAAACUAAAUUAUUUAAGGAACUUGUGCUCACAAGAUCUCACGUGUUACAUAGUUCAUGACACCUGAAAUGGUUUGUGUUUGUAAUAACAUUUUAGAUUUUUGAUGCCUUGUCAGUAAAUCAAUAUGACAAAUAUUCAAAAGUGUGGUAAAACUUCCAUAUUGACUAUGGAAUGUUUUCAGGCAUAUAGAAUAAAAUUAAAUAAUGUUUGGUUAAAAUAAAAGGUUGUUUUAAAAUGAUAAAAUAGUAGUUUUCAGGUUUAUAUAUUUCAGUUUUAUGGAGACCUGUAUCAGCAUUAUCAGACUGACAGUUAAGAGAAUAAAUACCUGAUCAUUUUCCAAAUUCCCUAUGUACCAACAGUAUUCUGUGAACAGCUCUAAAAAUGCAGUAUGUGUUUCACAAUGAAAAGUAGUCAGCGAAGAAAAUUCAGAAAAACGUUUUUUCCACUCGUAAUCAUUAAAAUAACCUUUUUAAAAAAAUAAUUAUUAAAUACCAUUGAUGAUUAAAUUACUUCCGUAAGACUAAUUGUCACAUUAUUUUCUGUCUUUCCAUUUUACUGCCUCUUUUCCAUCACCUAUUGGAAAGGCACUUAAAGUAGAGCUACUUGCAUUUUCUAGACUCCUUUGUUCCUUUGAAAUUUCAGUGUUUCUUUAUUUCUUGUCACAAUACCACUGUUCUGUUCUUGUAAGAGGCAUAGAUAAAAUAUUUGAGUUAGCUUUCCAGUGACUUGAAAUCAUUGGCUUCUCAGUAGUCUCCUUAGUGCCUUGUUUCAAUAUGUAAGAUACACCUUAAGGUUCUUGCAUAAAACCUUCAGCUCUGGUAGCAUUUUAAAGCUCUUGUAAAGGUUUGACCUAAAUAUGAAGCAAUUUCAGUAGCACUACCAUGCAACUAUUUUCAGAAACCUACGCAAGCCUCUUUUUACCUCAGGGAAAUCUGUGCUGCAGAGAGGUAGAAAAUUCUUUGUUCACUGUGAGGUAGGAAAUGAAAGGUGAGAGGAAACAGCUUGCAUUUGCUGGGCUGCUUUGAGGACAUCCUUUAUGUUACUUUAACAAGAAUCUGCCUAAUUUUCUGAAGUCUGGCAAUAAAUAAGCAUCAUUAUGAGAAAGGCAGAUUUGUACUAUUAAAAUCACCAUAGUGAAUUAUUUCAAUUAAAGUUUUGGUGAUUUUGAAUUCCAGGAUUCUUGUCAUUUUUAAUUUUUCUGUUCUUUCACGAUUUAAAAUAUUAAGGAGCAUUUCAGAGGCAGAGCCAGGAAGAAUAAGUGUAUUUAUUUUGUACUAGGGAUAUUACUUCACUGGGAGGAUCCUUUCAUUUUGCCAUUUACAAAGUAUUUGGUAACACAAAUGUCUUAAAUCGUUCCUGAAGUUGUACAUAGGCUGACCACCCCCAUUCUUUGUAGGAAGGUUCUGAAGAAGGCAUCAGUGCUAUCAUUAGAUGUAGAAAAGUCCUUAUUCUUGGCAAUGAGAAAAUGCUGCGUUUUUUGUAGAUGAGGUCCAAAGUAAGUGGGUUUUUGAACUUUCUCAACCUACAUCUUCUUUUUGGUAGGUGAUAUCGCUGUUGGGGUAUUGCCAAGCAGACGGGGGGAGUGUGGUACGGCUUCUAGCACUACCGCCUCUCCAUGUCCUCUGCACAGAAACCAGCGUGAGGGGAGCUGGGGGCUACAUGCUCAGGGCUUGCUCUGACUGAGAGGGGGACGUGGACACAAGUGGAAAGCGGUAGGUUUUGUAGCAACCCUCAACUGAAUUUAGGGUGUGGUGGAACCACCUGUGUCCAUGGGAAUUGCCUUUCAUGUGCUUCAGAGACUAGAGACCAUUGUCAGUUCAUACUCAUGGUUCAUACUGUUUAGUCCACUCAAAUUGGAGUUUGUUAAGCUGUUUGGAUAGACAGAAGGAUUACAGAGCUUACUAAUCAGAGACUGGAGAACACUUAGGUUAUAUUGCCAUAGUUUUAAAAUACUUCUAGUGACUACUGGUGAGACCAUAGCCACAGAGUGUAUCAGUUUCAUGAUGCAUUUCCUAAUGAAAUCAAGUGACAUAUGUAUACAGAAUUAGAGAAUAACAAGAUCUGACUUUGCCUCUUUAUCCCCCAAGGCACAUGAUAAGUGUGGUAUUGUAACAGUGUACUUUAGUAGGAAAAUCUCCCUGUAUAAUAGAUACAAACCAGAAGUGAACUCAACGGAGUCAGUGUCAAAAUUCAGUCUGCCCUGUAAUGCGAGACUGCAGGCUGGGCAUGAUCAGUGUCGAUCAAUCCAGUGGGUAAAUAUUGCUGUGUGUUGAGCAAGGUACAAGUCACAACAGAGCCCUGUUGGAAGCAGUGUCAGGAGGGCUUUGUGGUGACUGAUUCUUGUGAUUAGUUAUUUAUUAAUAGUUAAUAAUAUCAGUCUAAUGAAUAAUUAAUAAUUGUUUGAAAAUUGUAUUUGUUUUUUCAUGUUUUUCUUCCUCUUCUACUCUUUCUUCGUACAUCAGUUUUCCCUACAGGUAAUUAUUAUAGGCCUGCUAGCGCAGAUUGCUUUGGUUUUGGAUAAAGCACAAAAGUGCUUUGGGAAAUCAAAUACAAAAAUAAAAUAGGUAUUAGAAACCCAAAAACCUCUGUGAAAUUGCCAAGCUUGCAACUUUCACUUUGAUUCCUUGUAAAAAGCAUAGAAAUAUUUAUUCCUAGGAAUUGGAUAUUGAUAAGCUACCAUAGAUUAUUCCCUGUUCAUUUUGCAGGUCUCUGCAGAAGGGAAGGUGGUUUAGCUCUUCGUGUUAGGGUUGAGGGAGAAGAGAAAGUUCAAAAUCACUGCAUUUUAUGCUCCUUGGUUAUAGUCUCCGCGCACUCAAAGUCAUACUGAUGUUGCCACUGCAAACAGGCAGGGUCAAUGUUCUUUGCACUGCAUGUUCCUCUGUGGCCCUGCAUUCAUCCAGGCCAGUUGCCCCAUUCCAAGGUGGACAUCUCAAACCGAACAGCCUUGUCCCAAGGUUCCUGGAAGUCAAUAGAAAAAAAAUCCCACCUCUUGCAGUGGAUUUUUGGAUCAAAGGAUGUAAUCUGCCAACAUGCUGAAAGCCUGUGCUGCAGCAGAAAGGGAUUUAAUCAGUGCUGCAGACCUCACUCAAGCAAAGCUGCUGUUUGUGGUGAGAAGACCUUGUGGGAAGGAGGCCUUGGGCAAGCUGGACCAGAGAGAGUGGUGGGGCAUGUGCUCAGGGUGGCUGGUGACUGUCUAACUGCCUGUAACAAAUGACUCAGUGUACUAUUUUUGAUUCCGCAACAGGAGAAAGAUACAUGAUACAAACCUCCACACCCCUCAAGGAGAACUAUUAAAAGAGCUGAAGACAUUCUUGAGAGGCUGCAGAUACUGCUGCCUCCGUCCUGCUCCUAGCAAAGCUGGGUGCCCACAGAGGAUGGUUUGCUAUAUGUUUUUUAUGGCUUACACCCCUGUUUUAAUAUAUAAUGUGACUUUAAAGGAUCAUGACAGGGAAAUGCUUGGUUUAAAGGUAAUUUUGUAAAAUCAAAACCUGCAGGCCCUCUUCCCCACUUGCCCCUGCAAGCCCUUGUGCCUGCCCGACUUACUGAGUUUAAACGCAGAUGGCAACUCUGUAGGAGAUUUCUUAAUCAGCUCCCUACUGCAAACAUGAGCAGUCUUAAAUAAUGAACUCCACUUGAACUGAGGGGGCUCCAGAGACCUUGUGGUGGUGGUUCUGCAGAAGAACACAUCUCCUCUUUCCUCCCCUCACAGGAAUUGGAGUCUGCCUUGGCGGGAGGCAUUGGGUAUCCCACCCCUCCACCCCUGCUGCUGUGAGAGCGGUGGGGCCCUAAGCUGGGGGUAGGGCUGCCACAUGCCAGAGAAGAGAAGGCUCUGAGGAGACCUUAUAGCGACCUUCCAGCACCUGGAGGGGCUACAAGAAAGCUGGGGAGGGACUUUUUGCAAAGGCUUGUAGUGAUAGGACUAGGGGCAAUGGGUAUAAACUGGAGAGGGGCAGAUUUAGACUAGACAUAAGGGAUAAUUUCUUCACAAUGAGGGUGGUGAGGCACUGGCACAGGUUGCCCAGGGAAGCUGUGGCUGCCCCAUCCCUGGAGGUGUUCAAGGCCAGGCUGGAUUGGGCCUUGGGCAGCCUGAUCUAGUGAGACAUCUCUGCUCAUCACAGAGGGGUGGAACUAGAUGAUCUUUAAGGUCCCUUCCAACCCAAACUAUUCUAUUAUUCUAUGCUGUCGCAACAGGUGGGAGCUACCCUUUCCCUUCCUUGGCUGUUCCUUGUUCAGUUGCUAUUUUACAUGGCAAAUACCUGCUUAUUGUUUUACCUUUAUGUUUUUUCUGCCCAAGUGAAGGUAAGCACAGUGUUUAAAGAGAAGUGUUAUUGUUACAAUAAUGUUAUUCCUGAGCAGAGCCGAGGCACAGACAUUGACAGGGAGCAUCAAUAUCAGCAACACAAGCCCUCAACUUCAGUGAGCUUUGGGUCAGGACCCCAUGUUAAAUCCUGAGCCUUUAAAUCCAAGAGAGCUUGCCAAGGAGUUCAUUAGCACUAGGGUUUUCCCUCUUAGGGCUGGGAACUAUUAGGUUAAUGGGGUAGGCAGCUGAUUGAAAUAGUCUCUGAUGGUGCCUUUGCUGCAACAGUGAUACUGUUCCCCAUGUUUUAUGCUAAAAGUUUCCUGCAUCUCCUGGGAACUUCCUCCUGUGCCUUGUGAGUAAAUACCUGGUUUUGUUUCCUUUUGCUCUAGUAUACAACAAUAUUGCCAUCGUGUGUAUUGUAUAAUCCUACAUGCUAAGGUGUUUGAAUGACUUCAAUGUUUAUGUCAUGGUCUGAGAUCAGCUUGCCCUGUUUGUCAGCUACCUGGAAGGAGGUUGUAGUGUGAUGGGUGUUGAUCUCUUCUCCCAGGUAACAAGUGAUAGGAUGAGAGGCAACAGCCUCAAGUUGUGCCAGAGGAGGUUUAUAUUGGAUAUUAGGAGAACUUUCUUCACAGAAAGGGCUAUUGAGCACUGGAACAGCCUCUCCAGGGAAGCGAUUGACUCACCAUCCCUGAGGAUCUUUAAAAGACAUGUAGAUAUGGCACUUAGGAAGGCGGUUUAGUGAUGGACUUGGCAGUGUUAGGUUUAUAGCUGGACUCGAUCUUUUCCAACCUAAAAGAUUCUGAGUUUAAGUUCUCUCUGUCUCCUGGUGACUGCAUACAAGUAACAGGGACAAUAUUUUCCACAACCUGCCUUUGUCCCAUAUACAUUUUUCCAGUGUUGUUAGAUCUUCUUUAGCUUUAAAGCUUAAGGAAAAAAGUUAGCAAGGUAAUGCUUCUUUUAUAAGAUGCAUGGAAAAUAGCAGUAAGAUGAGCAGGAAGAUUGGAGUGUUCUUUCAAAAUGUAUGGAUUUUGUUGGAGCAAAGUGCCCAGAGAGCAGCAGAGAGCAGCUUACUUAUGUAAAAUGAUGGUGAAUUUUGGCUCUGAGGGUAAAGAGGCUAUCCUAUACAGCCAUCUCCAGCAAUGUUAUAGAAGGUGACUAGCAGUCUGUGAUUGUGCUCAUCACUGAAUACUCGAGAGUGACUUGUUUUGAAAAACUAAUGGCUGACUUUAACUGUGGGGAAAACUCCUGCUUGCUGAGAAUGUAUAUAGAAUUCUGGACAAUAAACAGAUAUUUUUCCAAAGGCAGUAAUUAUCUUUAGAAAUACCUCUGUAGGAAGUAGCCAUUAUUCUCUCACAGAUUUUUUUCUAUCAGGUGGUGUCUGGACAUCCAUGGUGGAAAUCUUUACACUUAGAAUCUGAUAUUUUUUAGUGAUAUUUGAUCACUCAGUUUGAAAGCUUGUCCUUUCAUGUUUCCUUUUUUUAAUUGUGGCAAAGUUGUUAUGCCUUUAUUUGCUUUUUUUUUUCUAAUUAUUUUGCUCAUUACUGUACAUAGACUGAAAAGCAUGUCACUUUGGUUCUUCUAAGGGAAAAAAAGAAAAUAAAAAAUUCAGUAGCAUGUCAUAGCCCUGUGACCCACACUUGUAAAUUACAGUACUACUAUUCAAGAUAUUUCAGUGGUACCGCAAGUGUUCCUGCUGUGAUGUGCAGACAGAUCUUCGCUGAAGAGUCUCUUUCCUUUGCUAAGUAGAACUCUGUCAGGUUUUAAAACGUAGGUUUCCUCAGAAGUUUUAUCUUCAGUAGAAAGCUCACAUCUGCUCACAUGUGAUCCCCACAUUCUUCACUCUGCUUUUCUGUUUUGCAAGACACACAGGAGAUUAAAACGUAUCCAUCCUCAUAGUCCUUAUUUUCUAAUGCUUCCUCAAUUGGGAACAGUCCCUUAAACCAAGUAACUAAAUUCACCCUCUUUCUUUUCCUUCAAGAUAUACAGCACAUUCAUGCUAGCAUUUGAAUGUACAGUAAUGCAUUUUGUCCUCAAAGUGGUAACUGCUUCUUUGCUAGAUGGACCAGAAUCUUUGUUUUUAUUUUUUCAGAGAGAAGAAGGUAAAGGUCUUGGCACCAAAGCCACUCCGUAGAUAGAUCACAUUGGCUAGUGGUUUGUGUUCACCAUUAAAACUAUAUUUUUCACAUUUCCCUGAUGUUCUGUAACAUUAAGUAACAUUAAAUACCUACCUGAAGAGACUAGUGUAAAUAUAAGAUUCCCUGCCUGCUAGUUCUGCUUCUUUGUACUUGGCCUUUGCAGUCACAAUGUGAAACUGUUGAGUGUUCAAAAACCUUCUUUGUAUCUCUGUGAACCUCUUCUCUGGAUCAUCAGAGAUCUCUUACUGCCUCCUUCAGGCGACUUCCAUUUCACAAAAAGGUCUGUGUUUAAUACCUGUUAGUACUACCAACUUCUUUGGCGGUGGUGGACGAUAUACAUCCUGCCAGUUUCUUACCCUCCUACAUGCAUAUUGCUGAUCCCAAGCAAACAGUCCUGUAGGAGGUAUAGGAGCAUGCAGCUGCUGCAUAAGCUAUCCUGUCACUUCCCGUACCUCCCAGUAACGUUUGCCUGGUGAGGUAAGGAUCAUGCACGGGAACGAUACUAUCAGAAUUAUAUUUUUGUUCUGGUUUAAAGCUAUUACUUUAAGGGUUCUGUGUGUCUCUGAUUUCCAGUCAGAAACAGUUUAUUAGCAGCUCUGUAAGGUUCUUCUACAAAUUAGGAAGAAAUACAAUUAUUUACAAUAAGAGCAAACUUAUACCAGUCAAUCAUAAAGGGAGUUAAUGUACCCAUAGAAAAAUCCACAAUCUUGUAUAAAAAGUAUUUGCCCAAUUUACACCAGUCCACAAAAUUUUUGUAGUAUGUUCUCAUUACUCAGUAUUCAGUCAUCACUGGUUUUCACACUGACUCUCAGAGAAACUAUUCCAAAGUAUGCUAAACUCAAGAAAUAUCUUCUUACUGACUUAAAGAAAUACGGAUGCAGUUCAGAGAAUGCCUGACUGAAAGGGUGUGCUGGCACUCAUCUGUCAUUCAUGUUUCUGAAAGAGUUUAAAUAAGACAAAAAGUACUGAUCAUCAUUAGUUGAGAAGUUUGAUUUGACCCUUAGUGAUAGGGGAAAGUUCUUUCAGUUCAUUUUUGAAGUUUACUGUGUAGCUGUAGCUCAUUCGGUGCGCAACUGUGGGAUGGAAAAUUGGAUAUUUUCCACGUUAUUCUGACAUAGAAAUACUUCCUUAAAGAUAAUCUCCCUUAGCUGAAACUCCAAUACCUUUUAUAGCUUUUUGGGGUCUCUUACUCCAUCAUCCAGCCACACUAAAAGAAGCUUGAGUAUUUGCACACUAGCAUCCAAAUUUGAACUAACUUGUAAGAGAUAAUAAACAAUAAGAAAACAAUGGAGUUUACCUGCAAGUUUCAGUUGAACGGCUUGUUCUACACAGUAUUAAAUUGCUGGGUGAAAAAACUCACAUCUUACUGUUUUAAUAUUGUCAGAUGCCUUUGGAGAGAACUGCUCAUACAAAAAUAUAAUACAUUUUCUCCAGUGUUAGUUUUUUAUGACUUGGUUGGCUUCAUGUAGCUCUGUCUGGUCUUUGUGGCUCUGAGACAUACAACUCUUCAUGUUGUCAAGUCCAAAAUUUGAUACGGAAAGUUCAAGACAGACACUGUUAUUGACUAUGGUUUGUGCAGGAAUUUAUCUUAUCUCAAGACAAGAGGAGACUUUGAUAAAGUAAGAGAGAGAGUCUUCCAUUAAAAAGAUGCUGCAAUAAAAUGCUCCUAGGACACUAAGACAGGAGUGAUUUAUUACAGACGAAAGAAUUAAGCAGAAAAAAGUAUAUACCUGCUGUUCUUUGAGUCCUCGGAACCUGAACUCAGUAAGACGCUGCAGUACAUACAUGCAUAUUGUAUCAUACUGCAUGUGUUAAAAGAGAGAAGUUUUUCUCUUUGUUAAAGGAUGUGGGGGUUUGGGUUUGGUUUUAUUUUUAGCAGCACUCAUACAUUGGUCUUAUUCCUGCUAUUAAUGUGAUAGUGAUUAAGCACUUGUCUUAAAUGGGCUGUUUUCAGCUCAUAUAUAUAUAUAAAAAUAAUGUUUUCAGCCCAUUUAUCAUUGCUUCCACCAGCUAAAUUGUUCUGUUACUUUGCUACAAAAGCAGAGAAAGUUCUACAGUUUGAAGUCAAGUGAUUUGAGAAGUACAACCCAGACAAGGGUUUGAUGCAAACACUGCUCAAGUCUGAAAUCUAAAAUACAUAUUGCUUCCUUGUCACUAGAAUUUUACAGCAGGGUAAAUAGAAAAUUUCAUCUCCCUUCUCAACAGCAAGAUGUAAAGUUAAAUUGCUCCUGUCAGGUAUGUUAUCUCCUGGAAAGCAAGCUGUUGAUGAAGUGGCUGGAUUAAACAUAACAUGAUGACAAUUUUUGGCUUUUAUGUUUUUUUACCAUCCACUCUACUUCUAGCAGAUUUCAUAGUGGGGAAUAUAAAAUUCUUCACUUAUUUGAAAUAAAAAGCAAAAAUCCAACCUUAAAUUCAACCUUUGUUUAUACCAGUUUGUUGGAACUUUUGUAGAGUGCCUGAGAGUCAAAAAUAAUGUGCCAAAUAAGUGCACUUACUGGAGCACUGAGCUGAGUAGUUCAAUAGCCAACUACAGCUAGGGUUUCCUGGGGCUGAAUUGUGCUUGCACAGUGACUCAUAAGUUAUACAUUCUUGUCUCAAACAACUCUGUACACCUGAAACAAAAUUCCUUUGUCCCCUCAAGAUACAUUAAAUAGUGCUCUCAUCAAUGUAUUAUACAUUCCUGGAAGCAAUAGAAAUAUCUCCUUUGUGAUGGGUUUCUUGGGCUUUGUACAUUACUUUGCCAAACAUGAAUGCUGUAGGUGUUAUCUGAAGCAUGGAUUGCAAGCAGAAGCAGUCACCCAAGUUGUUGGAUGUUACCCCAUAUUAUAUCCUUCUCCAGUGAGCACUGGAUUUGAAUAUGUUCGGGGCAGAAAACACUUCAUACAUAGAAAGGCUCGGAGAGAUGUUACCAUAUUUGCUAAUGCUAGGUAAGCAGAUAAAGGCAUGAAAGGAGGUCGAAUACCUUGAUUUUUUUUGGCUCUUUAUAGCCUUGUUGUAUGUAUAUGUUGUUAUUUAUAAAGAAAAUGGAGUAUUCAGCCUCAGUGAGGAAUGCAAUAAGUAUGAGAAAUAACAUUCUUUUGACAGCUUAAACACAAUGAGCCUUUAGUCCUCUGAAUAUGAAAAUGUACUUACUUAUAACUAGCUACAGGGCUUCUGUAACAAACGUAAUAUGUAAUUAUGUAUUUUAUUAUCUUUUCCCUGGCUUAUGAAGUUUCUAGUUCCCCCUUGCUAGUCCUCUUCAUGGUCUCCAAAACAGCUAUGUGAGCACAGUUUUAAAGGUGGUGCACGAUGGAGUACAAAUGCUUUCCCUGCUGCAGGGGAAACAAUACAUUUGCUUUCUUGUAAAUCAUCUGUGUCAUCCUAUUAAAAAAAUUUCCUCGGGAAACUACUUCACAGACUCCAAGAGCUAUUCUUUCCCUUUUUAGUUUUGGUUUUGGUUUUUGUUUUUUUUUUUUUUUAUGUAAGAGUUUCUUAAAACCUUCUAAGAGAUAGUGUCAAGUGUGCUCAAGGGAUUAGGGUCCCUGUUCUCCAGGUAGGCAGGAAUACAGAUGCUCUGGACACUGAAAUUCUCAGGCUAGCUCUGUUUCUCCAGCUGAAUCUAGACCUCAAGCUAGGUAUAGAUCUAUUUCUGGAACACUAUCACGUGUGUUAGUUUGCAAGUACAGUGCUAUGUAGGUGUCUCAUACUGAAACAAACAAUCAGAUCUGAGUGGGAUUGUUUAUUCCUUUUAAUACGUUAUUAAGAUCAUUUUUGACGAAGCUUGUGAAAUCUUAUGAGUAGCAGUACUUUUGUUGCUCCCUAGGUUCAGCCCUCUAAAAACUAUUUCUGGCAUGUCUAUGCAUAUAAAGCUGGACGUCCAGGACACAGCUGCACUGAUCUCACUCCAGAGCAGACUUCCAGCAAGCCUAACUCACGGCAGAGCUAACAGAAAUUUAAAGGUAGUGUGUCCACUCCAGAUGUUUUCAAGUUGGCUGAUGAGGAAAGCAUAAAUAGGCUGCCCAAAGAACACAGGAUAAAAGGGUCACCUAGUAAACUAAGGCAAUAGGAUUUCCUUGUAGUACCAUUUGAAUAUGUGACAUCAGCGGUGAACUGCACUGCAUGGGCAUGUAAAUGGAAUUUAGUUUUCUUUACAGUACAGUUUUGUCUUCACCAGGAUGAGACCUUCUGGUUUUAGUUCAGCAUCUGUGAAGGAUCUUUCAGAGCGCUGCUCAUCAUCUUUAUACCUGAAGAGUUUUAUACCUUCAGGAAAAAAGGAAUGGGCUCUGCAAGUUAAAGUGAGUGACCCCACAGCAGUUGGCACAUCUGUUAAACAUUGUGCUGCGUCCAGUGCUGGCGGGGCUAAAAAGAAAAUCACCAGAUUUCUUUAAGUAUUAUCAAUAUAUGAUACAGCACUGCAAGCUGCUGCCUGGGGGUUCUCCUCUCUCCGAGGCGCCGUGAGCCUCGGAGAAACAUAAGUUGGAAGCUCAUAAUGUAGGCAAAAAGAAAAGGAUUGGGGAGGGAUGGGUUUCACAGUUACAGCCUGUGCAGCUGUGAAAUUCCUCUGAAGAAAAACCGAGGAUUUGUUCAAAGUGUAUUUACUUCUGCAGUUAGAGAGAUCUGAUGACUGCAACUAGCCAGUUCUUCAGAGUUUAAGCUGCCUUCCGUCAACAGAACUUGCAUUCUUUCUGGAAAUGGUUUAUGUACAUCUUACUUAAGAUCUAUGGAAAUGCUCUGCAGCCUCAUAGUUCCUGAGGGCCUGUAAGGGAAAUAACCAGCUGUUGUAGAACUGAGUUGAGUGGGUAAGACAGCUAUCUGGAGAAAAUUUACAGAAUUACAAAGAGUAAUUCUGUUUGAGCACAUAGGAGAAACUGUGUGUUCAUAUGUGAGUGUCUGGGUUAGGAGGAAUUACUGUCACAGCUCUGGAGACAAAGAACACCCAUCCUUGUAACAGUGAGAUGAAAAUUUGGGAAUCCUGAAGUGGAUAACAGUUGCUUUGAAAAAUUGUCUUGUUUAACACCAAUUGUAGCCCUACCAACUGUAAAUCCAGACAGCUACUGUCUUCCAGAAAUUAAACCAUACACUUGCUGCAAGGCAAAGCAAUUUUCUUACCUAUGAUAAUCAGUGGCAUUGUCCACUCAAGAGGAUGCCACUUAAGAGUGUCAUGAAUUAUUUCAGUGGAAAGCUCUGCCCUGUUGUGCUUGCAAACACUUGGAGAAACAUGAACAGUAUGCAGAGCCACAAAAGUGCCAUUCUCUUCUGUGUGUGCCUGAAACUGAAAAGCUUUCAGAUCCUACUGGUCCUUUAGCAGAACUGCCUUCUCUUCUCUUGCAGCAUUACAUUGUAUGUCACUCCAUAAAAAAAAUUGUACCUUUCUUUCUUGUGGGUACUUCAGAUAAAAAGUUUAGUUUUAAUGGUUUGGGAUGAAAAUCCACAAUCUAGUGAUUCAAAACUGUCUUCCAAAUGCUUCAUUUCUAUGCUUUCUUGGAACACUAGUAUAUUUUGAGGAACUGUAAGGAAAAAAUAGAUACAUUUGGGUUUCUAGAUGCACAUUAAAUUAAAAAGAGCAAGAAAAAGAAAUGAAUGCUAAUGAAUUGUUCUCUUUUCUGCAUGAGCGACACACAGUCUGCAGUAUGCACGCUAUCACGAGGGGCUUGGGAUGGUACACAGCUUGCUUCUCCCAUGCCCCUGUCCAGGCAGGUGAUGCUGUGCCAGAACAGUCUUCUCUGCUGCCCAACAUAUGCAGGACGUCCUGCAUCCCCAAAACGUGGCAGGAGGCCACUCUCUGCAUCACUGGGUGGCUUUGCCCCUUCCUUGCCAGCUGUGGGCAGAUCCUGUCCGCUCUCUCCAGCAGCGAGAGUGCUGGGAAGCCAGUGGCAGGAGCUGGCCCAGGAGUUUGCCCCAAGUGUUGGACAGACUGCAGCCAGAUUCUGGGCAGUGUUGAGGGCAAUAGCUCCAUUUAUACAGCGCAAAUGUCUGCCUAAAGUAAUCUUAAGUUAGCUUUUAUCUUUUUCAAGUCAUAAAUACGAGUUGGUUUCUCCCUUUACAAAGGUUUAGAUGAUAUACUGGGAUAGCGCAUAAAAAUAUUUUGUUGCCUAAAAUAUGCAAUUAAAUUCUCUCGACAGAAGAGCUGCAAUGUUUCAGCAAUGUUGCACUUACAGUCCACCACUGUUGCCAGGUAUGUGACUGUAUAGACAGCUACACCCAGCCAGCCUCCAAAGUUUCUUCCACAUGAAUUUGUUUGCAAAAGGGCUAUUUAGAUGCAUAAAUUUGUCACAGUUUCCUUUUAAUAAUGAAGAAACCAUAUCAUCAAGCAGUUGGGAAUUACCACUUUGAAGUUCUGCUGAUGACGUGUGCGCAUCAGGCGUGGGCAGGGUCUCAGGUAUUAGCCACUGUCCAAGUCAGACUGCAUCUUUGCAGUUAAUCCUUUGUGGUAGCGUGCGAAUGCAUUGCAUCUAAUCCCAGUGCUGCUUUUUGUUUGUUUCAUAACUACUGUGUUGCAGUGUGGUUUUUUGGAGGUUUUGCAGUUGCUUUAGGUUUUUAUUUUUGAUAAAUAAAAACAAACUAUGCAUAUGUGGUGCGAGACUAGUGCAAACCUGGCUUUGUCCUGAGGAGCCUGAGGGGCAUUUAUGUCAUGUCUAGACUGAAAGGAAAUAGCAUAAUGUAAGAAAUGGAUUCUUGCAGAAGGAAAUAACAAAUAAGUCCUUUUGAAAUAUGUCAGCUGUUGUUCAGCUUUGAGGGAUCAUUCAGUUUUCAACAUCCUAUUUUAUUAUGCCCCCAUGCUGCUGCUUAAUUAGCUCUGAAAAGUGCUCAGUAAUCUUUGUCUUAGACUCCCUCCAGUGGAGAAACAGUAAGCAACUUUAUGUGCUGAUUGGGUGAAGAAUCACUGUGUGCUAUAGAUGUUGCGUCAUUUCUCCAUGGCAAGGUCUGCACAGUCCAUACAAUAAACAGGGGAUCUGGAACUUCACUCAUUGCUACUGAAGUAUCUAGUGUCUUUCUGUGACUGCGGAAAUUUCUGUACAUACAAGUUUGCACAGGACUCUGUUCCAUGGCUGAAUAACUCAUCCAAUAGGUAGGCUCUGAAUUCAUGCAGAGGACUAGCUUGGUAUGAUGCACUGUGGAGGUGGACCUCAAUCGCACUUUCUCCACUGUCACUGGCAGUAGAGAAUACAAAAAUUGAAGACCUCUUCUCAAUGUAGCAUUAACAGCAAUGAUAAGUUUGUGGGAGAGGGUGUGAAAUCCGAUAUUAGAAGUGAAACUCUCGUGUAUUGUGUGCACCAUCACCUUUUACAAGACAGAAAUGGCUCAAUGAGCAGUUUGUCAGAAGAUACGAGCUGUGAGCUACUAUGUGUUAAAGAAUUGAUUGUAUAAGUAAAUACAAAUUGUUUGCAACAGAGACUGGACAGCAGUCACAGCUGCUUGAAUUGAUGGAAUAGGUGUGACAAAUACAGAGGUCAGCUUUGUAGUGUUGCUCUAUCCCUUGCAUUUGUCACUGAAAAAUAUAUCACUUGAGUACCUGGGAAAGAAAUUACUUUCCCUCAUUGUUACUGUAUCAGGUUGAUGCAAAAACAGUUGCUGUUUACAUCCUUGUGGACUGUGAUGCUUAUUUUGGAUUAAACUUUCAUUUAACUCUGUUCAUGUUGCACGCCUGUAAAGCAUGAAAUCCAUUCUACUUACUUCUGGUAAUGGUUUUGUUUUCACUGUCUAUUCUUUUUUUGAUAUUAUGCUGUCAAAUUAAAGAUAGGGAAAAAAAGCAAAUUCCAAGGGAUUUUGUUGUGUGAAUUCAAAAGGGGAUGUAAACCAGCAGAAUCUGCUAGCAAUAUGGACAAAGCAUUUGGCCAGGGGACCAUCAAUGAAUGUAGAGAUUGACAUUGGUCCCCAAAAUUUUGUAACAGAAACGAGAACCUUGAUGAUCAGAAGGGUGGCAGACAUCCUUCUGCAAUAGAUGACAACCAGUUGAGGGCCAGUAUUGAAGUGGACCUACACAACACAGCUUGAAAGGUUGCUGAAGAACUAAACAUUGACCAUUUAAAAGUUAUUUGACAUUUCACCAAAUUGGAAAAUCACGGUUUUGAC